AUGGGUCCGAAGCAGAAGCCUAAGCAGAAGCAUAAGCAGCCGGUCGUUUAUAAGGAAGAUUACGUACCAAUUAAAACAUUAAUCGACUACGGUAUAGACGCUGAAACUGUGAAAAUACUGGGAGAUGCUAAAAUCUGGAAUAGUCUUCUGAUCAAAAACAACAAGGAGCUCCUCGCUGGAGUCGAAGGUUUAUCAGAGAUUAAAUUUGACCCAAUCUGUGAAGCAGUUGACAAAUUAAUGGCUUCACUAACCUCCCAAGUUCAAGUCUUCACUCAGACUGUUUUACUUGAAAACAUGCCCCGUAAAAGAUGCAUGUCAGAAUGCAUUGAAGCCUGUUACUCACUUGAUGAGAUGCAUGAAACUUUGUCUAGGAAAUUUGGCCAGUCAUUCAAAACAACCAAGAACACGUAUGACUACUUUUUAAAGGGUAGACAUGGAAGUAAAGCUUACAAGCAACUUUCAUUGGUGCGGGCUGCACAAAGAAAAUCAGAGAAACUCCCUAAAGCUCAAAGCCAGAAGCAGCAGCAGCUCAAAGUUGACAAAGUCUGUGAAGCAGUUGACAAGAGUAAGCUUGAGAAGAAGGAGCAAGCGGGACAUCAAGUUCAAAGUAAUGAGCACAUGGAGCAAGCUGAAUCACUUCUUCCAAUUCAAGAUGAAGUUGAACUUCCAAAACCAACUGAAGUUCAGAGUAAUACUGAGCAGGAGCAAGAUGGAGAUCAAGUUCAGAGUAGUGGGCAGAAAGAGCAAAUUCAAGAUGAAGUUGAACUUCCAAAAUCAACUGAAGCUCAGAGUACUAGUGAGCAGAAGGAGCAAGCUCACAGUGAAUCAGUUCUUCCAAUUUUGACAGCUUAUUAAUUCUCAGAAGGAGAUUUUGGAAGCUAUUACAUCUCAGAAUAAAAUGUUGGAAUCUGUAAUGAACUUGCAAACUGAGAUAGCAACGAAGGAUGAUCUAGAAUCUCUUGAGAGAGACUUAGAGAGAAGACUUGAAGCUAUUGGUGAAGACAUAACACUCCAAGUGGCAAAUGGUAUUCAAGAAAUUUUAACCUCUGCUAGUAAAACAUCAGUCGAUAAAUUUGAAAAAGCUGUUACUUCAAAGGUUAACAUUAGUCGAUGAA
Brassica oleracea var. oleracea is the source of this 1115-nucleotide messenger RNA. RefSeq lists its product as uncharacterized. NCBI's taxonomy places the organism in Eukaryota, Viridiplantae, Streptophyta, Magnoliopsida, Brassicales, Brassicaceae. The coding region runs from base 1 to 855 and encodes 284 amino acids. The transcript is spliced from 5 exons. The record is from RefSeq and is a predicted model, not a curated record.